This is a messenger RNA of Metopolophium dirhodum (rose-grain aphid), 2417 nucleotides long. RefSeq lists its product as uncharacterized. The transcript has 2 exons. Bases 872 to 2308 code for a protein of 478 amino acids. The record is from RefSeq and is a predicted model, not a curated record. Lineage: Eukaryota; Metazoa; Arthropoda; Insecta; Hemiptera; Aphididae.
UAGAGAGUAAUAUUUUUGUCGGUAUGACAUAUCGAUUUGUCUAAAUAUUGUCUCAGAACAAUUUAAACAUAAUUUAAAUUUAUAAUACAUUUUUUGUUUAUUUUGAAAGUCAAAAAACAAUAAAAAAAAAUAUAUAAAUGUGGCAGCUCGUGGUUUGGGCGGGACGAUUGCACCCCCCACUAAAAUUAAUUAAAUAUUAUUCUUAAUAAUUGUACAUUUUUUUUAUUAAAAAUGCUCAUUUUUAGACAGUAAAAUAGUUAUAAAUUAAAUAAAUAUGCGGUGUGCGAACAUUAAAUUUGUUUCUCUCAGAUACCGGCUAGGAGCGUAAUAUUGGUACGCAUGUACAGACGAGCGACGACGAGCCGUGUUUGGAAGCGUCGUCCGAGCAAUAUUCUGUACAUCAGUAUCGUUGCAAUCGUGUGCGUGCGGGUACGUUAAACGUUUCAGAUGCGUUCUUUUAUGGCGAUUGGCGGGUAUUGGACGACCGGCAGCGUCGUAAAAGCAAUAAUAUUCUGAAUACGUAUAUAAUAACUUAUAAGCGAGGCACAGGUGGCGCAGCAAUCGUACUGUGCGUGCGUGUUGUUUAAACUGCGAUGUUGUAAUAUACGGGGGGGGGGGGGGUUGGACGACCGGCAACGUCGUCCAUGCUCCAUGCAGUAAAAUAUAUUGAUCAUUGAUCAUAAAUACUAUAGUGUUAUGAUAUAACUAUAUUGGUUAAUUUAUUUUUUAAAUUAACAGCGUUGUCGGAUGCUUAUCGCUAUUACUAUUAUUUUCAUUAUCAUUUUCUUUAUAGUAAGAUGUAUAUUUUCAUCAUACACUCGUACGUCUUGUAAGUAUAAAAUAUAUUGUUCUUAAUUUUAAUUAGUUAAACAUGUCGAAUUCUGUUCAUAAUUUAAUAAAUAUUAAAUUUUCUUCAUUAUCGUUUGAACAAAAACUAACCAUAAAAAACGAUGGCAGGCCUUUGCCGGAAUUAAAAGAUUUAAAGACUAAAUAUAAAAAAGGAAAAAAUGAAUAUUUUCGGAAUUGUAAUCCAGCAUUAUAUCUCAAAAAUGAAUGGUUAUGUGGAUGUGAAAUAAAACAAGCUCUUUUCUGUUUUCCUUGUUUACUUUUUGGUGGUGAAACAGCUUGGACUAAAAUAGGAGUCACUGAUUUGCAACAUCUAAAUGCAAAAAUUGUUAAGCAUGAAAAUUCAUUCAAACAUAUUCACAAUGCGACAAACUUAAAUUUGUUAGGCAAAGUUGAUAAAAGACAUCAAAUUGAUAUUGGUUAUAAAAUAGGUAUUCAACGCCAUAACGAGUUAGUAGAUAAAAAUCGCUACGUUCUAGAUAAAAUUCUAAAUUGUAUUAAAUGUUGUGGGAAACACGAAUUACCAAUACAAGAUCACGAUGAAAAACUAUCUUCAAAAAAUCAGGGCGUUUUUCGUGGAAUUCUCGACCUUUGUACUGAUUUAGACUCUAGUUUGAGUGAUCAUUUUAAAAAAUCUACUGUUUUUAAAGGAACUUGCAAAACAAUUCAAAAUGAUCUAUUGGAUUCUAUUCUAUCGGUAUGUCGAAAUAAAAUAGUAAAUGAAAUUCAACAGUCAGAAUUUAUUUCCAUAAUUGUUAAUGAAACCACUGAUAUUUCAAAUAUCUUUCAGUUGGUUUUUGUACUUAGAUACGAAGUACAAGGUCGACCUGUUGAGCGUUUUUGGGGCUUUGAGAAUCCAAAUGGACAUAAUGCCGAAGCAUUAUCACAAACUAUUUUUGGUUUAAUUGAUCCACUUAUAGAAAAAUCACCUAAUAAAUUGAUUGCUCAGUCAUACGAUGGUGCAGCAGUUAUGAGUGGCCAAGAAGCUGGUGUUAAUGUGAAGAUAAAAGAAAAGUACCCAUUCGCCUAUUUUAUUCACUGCCACGCUCACCAAUUGAAUCUCAUAAUGAUACAAUCAAUUUCAAAAAAUAAGCAAAUUCAUAUAUUUUUUUCAAAUUUAUCUGAAAUACCAGUAUUUUUUUCUCAUUCACCACAGAGGGUAUCAGUGUUAGAUGAAGUAGUCGGUGUUCAUUUGUCAAGAGUAGUACAAACUCAAUUGAAUUUUAAUUCAAGAACCGUUAAUAUUGUUUUUGAACACAGAGAAGACUUGAUAAUUUGUAUGGAUAAAAUAAUUGGAGCAUCUUUACAAGCUAAAACAAUUAAUCAAGCCACUGGUAUUAAAAGGCUUCUAGAAGAUACUGACUUUAUAUUUUGGCUGAAUAUUUUUCAUAAAAUUAUGCCACAUGUUGACUGUUUAUAUAAUUCAGUCCAAGCCAGAAAAACAGAUCCUGCCCAAUUUUAAACCAAUCAAACAUAAUACAUUCAAAUAAAAGAAAAACUAUCGAAGACCCAAAUAUAACGAAAAGAGUUAUUGCUUUAGAAGUGUGUGAUGUUUUAAUAACUCAAGCAAA